This is a messenger RNA of Owenia fusiformis, 839 nucleotides long. The record is from the annotation of a GenBank genome assembly. Lineage: Eukaryota; Metazoa; Annelida; Polychaeta; Sabellida; Oweniidae.
CUCAAAAUUCAAAAUGGCCAGCAAAGGACAGCAAGUCGAUAUUACAACUCUUCCAGUUCCUCAACUGAAUCAACUAAAUCAGCAACUUGAACAGGAGGUAGAGUUUUUCCAGAACUCACUUAGUCAACUUAAGAUGGCCCAGGCAAAAUUCAUUGAUUCUCAAGAAUGUCUCGAUACAGUGAAACCGGAGAAUGAAGGCAAAGACAUUCUUGUACCUCUGACCAGCUCUAUGUAUGUAACUGGCCAGCUACGAGACACAUCCUCUGUAAUGAUAGAUGUUGGCACAGGAUAUUAUGUAGAAAAGGAUGUUGCUAAAGCUAAAUUAUACUUUAAAAAGAAAAUAGAAUAUUUAACGAAACAAAUGGAGAAGAUACAACCUGCAUUGCAAGAUAAAUACAGAACAAAACAAGCUGUGAUGGAGGUUUUACAGAUGAGAGUACAAGCCCAAAUAGCAGCCCAACAGCAGGCUGGUGGUGUCAAAUCUUAGCAACAGUCUUCUCCUGAUAGGGAUUAAUGGAGGAUAAGUCUACCUGUAUUUAUGAUAAUGAGUGACAGUGCUGUCCUGAAUGGAAGAUUCAGAUAUCAGAACAAGAAUUCUCAUGAUUAUUGAGCAUCAGUUAUCCUAACAUGGCAUCAAAAUAUAUCUCUUUUUUGAAACCAUCUAACUUUGAGAAACUUAAUUUGUCAGUUAAAUCAUAUUAUUUAGAAAUGUGAGAAUUUCACAUGGAGGACAGAAAUUUUGUGCGGUUGAUGAGCUUUUUAGCGACAAACACAUUAUUGAUUUGGAUUUUGUACUUUUGUCAGUUUGUGUAAAAAAUAAACUUUUUUGUUUACAUCUA